GUGUGUAUAGGGUUGGGAAGUGAAGAUAGAUGGUCCCCAUGGUCGGAGUGGACGGAAUGUUCGGUCACCUGUGGGAGUGGCUUCCAGCGGAGAGGGCGAUCUUGUGAUGAUGUCUUCACGUCCUGUUCUGACUCCUCCCUCCAAACCCGCAGGUGCACCCUGGGAAGUUGUGAAAGCCGAGUGCAUGGGAACGGCGGCUGGGGCCUUUGGUCUCCGUGGUCUGCAUGUUCUGUGUCGUGUGGUUCAGGUCUCGUCGUGCGUGUUCGACUCUGCAUCUUCCCCAUCUGUCACCGCGGGGGCAGCGGCUGCCGUGGCAACACCACAGAGACACGUCCCUGUGACGCUACACCCUGUCCAGUUGUUGGGGGCUGGGGACCGUGGUCUUCCUGGUUACCAUGCAGUGUGUCGUGUGGCAGUGGGCUGAUGAUUCGUCAGCGAGAGUGUUCUAACCCCGCCCCCCGGCAUGGAGGCAGGAAGUGUGUGGGAGAGACGGCCGACUACGCAGCCUGCGAUACACAGCCCUGUACAAUAGACAGCUGUCUUUCUGGGCCCUGCUUCCCUGGGGUCUCCUGCCACUCUGGGACUGAUGGCUCAUGGGAAUGUGGGCCCUGUCCACUGGGUUACCAUGGAAAUGGCUCUGUCUGUGAAGACCAGGAUGAAUGUGUUUCGCAGGGUGUGUGUGUGACCGAGUGUGUGAAUACAGACCCAGGGUUCCACUGUCUCCCCUGCCCCCCCCGAUACCACGGCAACCAACCCUACGGUCUCGGACUGGAAGACGCCAACAACACCAAACAGGUCUGUGAGCCCCACAACCCCUGUAGAGAUAAUACACACCGUUGCAGUCAGCAUGCAGAGUGUGUGUACCUGGGCGUGGCGUCGGAGACUGUGUAUCGGUGUGUGUGUGGCGUUGGCUUCGCUGGGGACGGCUUCCUGUGUACUGAAGAUUCUGACCUAGAUGGCUGGCCCAAUCAUAUCCUUCCCUGCCACCACAACACAACCUACCACUGUCUACAGGAUAACUGCCCCACCCUGCCAAACUCCGGACAGGAAGACCUUGACAACGAUCGCCUUGGAGACGCCUGUGAUCCUGAUGACGACAACGACGAUGUCUUAGAUGAGAGGGAUAACUGCCCUGGACACUACAACCCUCAUCAGUUUGACUCUGACAGAGAUGGAGUUGGAGACCGCUGUGAUAACUGUCCCUUCACCCACAACCCUUUACAGACUGAUACAGACAGCAACGGAGAGGGAGACGCCUGCAGUAUCGACAUGGAUGGAGACGAGAUGCUGAACGAGCAUGAUAACUGCCCCCAUCUGUACAACACUGAGCAGAGAGAUACAGACCUGGACGGAGUGGGGGACCAAUGUGACAACUGUCCUUUCCUGCACAACCCUACACAGACUGAUUCAGACAGUGAUAUGGUUGGUGAUCACUGUGAUGAUAAUGAGGAUAUAGAUGAGGACGGUCAUCAGAACUCCCUCGACAACUGUCGCUACGUUGCCAAUAGCAACCAGGUUGACCAUGACAGAGACGGAAUUGGCGACGCCUGCGACCAUGACGACGACAACGAUGGUAUCCCCGAUGACCGUGACAACUGCCGACUGAUGUCGAACGCUGACCAGAUAGACGCAGACAAUGAUGGUCGUGGUGAUGCUUGUAAAGAUGACUUUGAUAAUGACAGUAUACCAGAUGCACUAGAUGUUUGCUCAGAGAACAGUGGUAUUGGAUUUACAGACUUCAGGAAGUUUCAGACGGUUCUGUUGGACCCUCGGGGGACCACUCAGUCUGACCCUCUGUGGGUGGUCCGAGGACACGGAACCGAACUGCUACAGACUGCAAACUCUGACCCUGGCAUCGCCUUGGGUUUUGAUGAGUUCCGUGCGGUGGACUUCAGUGGGACAUUCUACGUGAACACAGACCGUGAUGAUGACUAUGUAGGGUUUGUGUUCUCCUUCCAGUCCAGCAGACGGUUCUACGUUGUCAUGUGGAAACAGGUCAGCCAGGCUUACUGGGAGAAUAGUCCUUCCAGGGCGUUUGGGAACGCUGGUGUCUCUCUUAAAGUGGUCAACUCAACCUCAGGCCCUGGGGAGGCCCUCCGCAACGCCCUGUGGCACACAGGAAACACCAUGCAGCAGGUUCGCACACUGUGGCACGACCCCAACAACAUGGGCUGGAAGGACUACACUGCCUACCGCUGGCACCUCAUCCACCGACCCAAAACCGGUUUCAUAAGGAUAGUGGUGUCUGAGGGCAGGUCCAUCCUAGCUGACUCUGGGCCAGUGUAUGACAGAACUCUGGCUGGAGGGAGACUGGGACUGUUUGUCUUCUCACAAGAACACAUCCUCUUCUCUGACCUCAGAUACACCUGUAGAGAUAACUGA
Messenger RNA from Salmo salar (Atlantic salmon), 2382 nucleotides. The record is from RefSeq and is a predicted model, not a curated record. NCBI's taxonomy places the organism in Eukaryota, Metazoa, Chordata, Actinopteri, Salmoniformes, Salmonidae.